GGCGGCCUUAGGCUUCUUUUCUGAAGGCCGUGACGUCAGCCCACAGGGUGGAGCUUGUAGCAUAAAAGAGAACGCGUACUUCGAUCUGUAUCAGUUACUAGCUCAUCCUCAGCAUGUCUCCGAAGUUCAUCAUUUUUGCCGCCCUUGUGGCCGUGGCCAUCGCCCGCCCUGAUCAGCCCCCAGCCUAUGGCUAUGCCGCCCCUACACCUGCUCCUGCACCUGCCAAGUACGACUUCAACUACGCCGUCAAGGACGAAUAUUCUGGAAACGACUUCGGCCACCAGGAGGCUCGCGAUGGCUAUGACACCCAGGGAUCCUACUACGUUCAGCUUCCCGACGGUCGUCUGCAGAAGGUCACCUACACCGUCAACGGCGACUCUGGCUUCGUGGCCGAGGUCAGCUACGAGGGCGAGGCCCAGUACCCUGCCGAACAGCCUGCUUACAAGCCCGCCCCUUCAUAUGCUUAGAUCGAAAAUCUAGUUCGUCUGUGAUAUUUAUUAAAUCCAUUGUUAAUGUGUAAAUAAAAC
This is a messenger RNA of Penaeus vannamei (Pacific white shrimp), 527 nucleotides long. RefSeq names its product cuticle protein 19-like. The record is from RefSeq and is a predicted model, not a curated record. Gene Ontology annotation, cellular component: extracellular matrix. NCBI's taxonomy places the organism in Eukaryota, Metazoa, Arthropoda, Malacostraca, Decapoda, Penaeidae.